Messenger RNA from Anopheles moucheti, 1424 nucleotides. It is a transcript of the gene Scsalpha1, whose product is annotated as succinate--CoA ligase [ADP/GDP-forming] subunit alpha, mitochondrial. The transcript has 4 exons. Gene Ontology annotation, biological process: tricarboxylic acid cycle. NCBI's taxonomy places the organism in Eukaryota, Metazoa, Arthropoda, Insecta, Diptera, Culicidae. Bases 120 to 1106 code for a protein of 328 amino acids. Gene Ontology annotation, cellular component: mitochondrion; succinate-CoA ligase complex (ADP-forming). The record is from RefSeq and is a predicted model, not a curated record. Gene Ontology annotation, molecular function: succinate-CoA ligase (GDP-forming) activity; succinate-CoA ligase (ADP-forming) activity.
UGUCAAGUUGAGUCGACCAAUUGGUGAUCGAAUAAUUCCGACGGUUCCGAUUAAAACGCGACUUUGCACCUUACGGCCUCGGAUUUUACAGCUAAAUUCCGCAUUUUCUGCUACGAACGAUGGCUGCCGCAAGUGCAAGGCUUUUCUCGCGGGUAAAAGAUGGCUUCACCACCAGCGUCCGUUUCGCGAGCUACGAAGCUACCCGAAAGAACCUGAAGCUCAACUCAAACUCGAAAGUGAUCUGUCAGGGUUUCACCGGCAAGCAGGGUACCUUCCACUCGCAGCAAGCCAUCGAGUAUGGCACGAAACUGGUCGGCGGAGUGUCCCCCGGCAAGGGAGGUCGCACGCAUCUGGACCGGCCAGUGUUUAACACAGUGGCUGAAGCCAAGAAAGCCACGGGAGCGGAAGCUACCGUGAUCUACGUGCCACCGCCCGGUGCCGCAAAGGCCAUCAUGGAGGCAAUCGAAGCGGAAAUGCCAUUGAUUGUCUGCAUUACUGAGGGUGUGCCGCAGCACGACAUGGUGAAGGUGAAGCACGCCCUGCUGGCACAGGAUAAGUCGCGCCUUGUCGGCCCCAACUGCCCCGGAAUUAUUGCCCCCGAGCAAUGCAAAAUCGGUAUUAUGCCGGGACAUAUUCACAAACGCGGCAAGAUCGGUGUCGUGUCCCGUUCUGGUACCCUGACCUACGAAGCCGUUCAUCAGACAACCGAGGUCGGCCUUGGUCAGACGCUAUGCGUCGGUAUCGGCGGUGAUCCGUUCAACGGAACCGAUUUCAUUGACUGCCUGGAGGUCUUCCUGAAGGAUCCCGACACCAAGGGUAUCAUCUUGAUCGGUGAAAUCGGUGGUGUAGCCGAAGAAAAGGCUGCCGAUUACCUUAUGCAGUUCAACCAGGGCAUCAAAGCGAAACCUGUAGUAUCGUUCAUUGCUGGUCUUUCGGCUCCACCAGGCCGUCGUAUGGGCCACGCUGGUGCCAUUAUCUCCGGAGGAAAGGGAGGUGCUCAGGAUAAGAUCAACGCUCUGGAGAAAGCUGGUGUGAUCGUUACGAGAAGCCCGGCGCAGAUGGGCAAGGAAUUAAUCAAAGAGAUGAAGAGAUUGGAGCUGGUUUAGACACACAAAACCCACGCAUAUGUCACCAGCUCCCGGCACGGUUAAUCAUAAUCACUAAAGUACUGCGCGAGAAGGAUACCACAAGCGCAAAGUAUGAAUAGAUAGUAAUUUAACGAAGCCAAUCCUUUCGAUAAUACAGUUAUUUUCCAUCUCAGAACCACCGCCCGUUCCAAUGAUGUUCCGUUAUAGUGGUGUCGUUCACGGUACUCAAAAGUUACCACCAUCAGAGAAAAGUGCUGCUAAUAGCGAAAAUACGAGACACAUUAAUUUAUUUAAAUCCAAAUUAAAUGAAUGCGUAAUGGCACGUUUGGUUCGAUA